Thalassophryne amazonica is the source of this 5427-nucleotide messenger RNA. It is a transcript of the gene gpatch8, whose product is annotated as G patch domain containing 8. Lineage: Eukaryota; Metazoa; Chordata; Actinopteri; Batrachoidiformes; Batrachoididae. The record is from RefSeq and is a predicted model, not a curated record. Gene Ontology annotation, molecular function: nucleic acid binding. Gene Ontology annotation, cellular component: nucleus. The transcript is spliced from 8 exons. The coding region runs from base 907 to 5139 and encodes 1410 amino acids.
UAAACUGCACUCUCUUGGCAGUGUCUCUUAUAGCUCACAGGCUAGAUUUAACCUCAUGUAUUGAUGUAAGCAGACAGCCUAGCAUUCCCCCAAUCUCCCAUCCUCUAUCUCCCUCAGUCAAUUCCGCAACCACGCUUUUACCACAACUUUUGUUGAAUACACUGAUGUGUGACACGCUGUAGGUGAUGUGGAUGAUGACAGUGAUGAUGGUGAUGGUGGUGGUGGUUGUGCUGAUGAUGACCGUGUGAUCUAAGUAAUUUAUAAUUUGGUUUCUGUGUUUGUUUUUGACUCAUGCACAUCGGGAAAAGCUCCUCUUAUUAUUGGAAUAUUUUUGGUUUUUUUUCUGUCUUCUGUUCUCUCUGCUAGGAUAACAUUGGGCAUCGACUGCUUCAGAAACAUGGCUGGAAGACGGGGCAAGGCCUUGGCAAAACUAUGCAGGGUAAGGUUUGUUGGAUCCCCUCUGUAUGUCAGUAUGUGUGUGAGUGGGUGUGUUUUCUUUCUCCACUCUGCAGUUCACCUUAAUGUAACAUCCCUUUUACAGUGUACUGUAAUAGCCUUUGUCAGCUUCCUCUUUUUUGCUUCAUAAUCACUAAACCUUUAUUCAAUCUGCUGAAGAGUAAAACCCUUGAAUUCAAACAGAGAAAAAUCCAUUUCAAUCAGUGUAGAUCGAAAGUCAUGAUUCCAUUGCAUCCUUUAGAAUAAUCGUUUCUACUUAUUUUAUAAUUAUUAUUAUUAUUAUUAUUUUGUCCUUCUUUGAGUUUCCGUGGCUGCUGUCGGGUAUCUGAUUGGCUGUGACCACACCUCAGACUGAAUGGCUUGCAGACGAUUUGAUCCUGCCCAUGUUGUGCUGAUGGUAAACUUAGUGGACGCACUGAUCCCGUGCCCAUUAUCCUCAAGUAUGAUGUCAUGGGGAUGGGACGAAUGGAAAUGGAGCUGGACUAUGCAGAGGAUGCCACAGAGAAGAGAAGAGUGCUUGAAGUUGAGAAAGAAGAUACAGAAGAACUGCGCCAAAAAUACAAGGACCAGGUGGAAAAGGAGAAAGCCAUUGCGAAGGCUCUGGAAGACCUGAGAGCCAAUUUCUACUGUGAGCUAUGUGACAAGCAGUACACCAAACACCAGGAGUUUGACAACCACAUCAACUCUUAUGACCAUGCUCAUAAGCAGAGGCUUAAGGAGCUAAAACAGAGAGAGUUUGCACGAAAUGUGUCAUCCCGUUCCAGGAAAGAUGGGAAAAAACAAGAGAAGAUGUUGCGCCGGUUGCAUGAGCUGGCUGAGCAAAGGAAACAGCAGGACAGUACUCCAGGAAGUGGGCCCAUGUUCAAAACUACAACAGUGGCCAUUGAUGGAGAGAAGGUUGAAGAUGGUGAUAUCAUGAUGACUGAGAACAUAGCUCUGAUGGACAGCACUCCGGAAGCAUCACUGGAAGAUAAAACUGGGCAAACCUCCCCAAGGCCAGGACCAGCCAUAAGCUUCUGUCUGGGAAAGAACAGUUCGUCCUCCCCAACCCCUUCAGGUGCCUCCAAGGUCAGUGUGUCCUUUUCAUUUGCUAAGAAAACCCCAGUAAAGUUGGAGACAGCAGCUGCUGUUUUUGCUGACCAUGGGGAGGAGGCUAUGGAAGAAGAGGAGGGGCAAGAAGGAGAGAAGGCUGGUGUUCAGGAGGAUGUAACUGCCUCUGGUACAGACAGCCCAAAGGGAGCAUCAGGAGAGGGUGAAGUAGGAGAGAGUGGUGGUAUGACAGGGAGAGAAGAGACACAGCAGCAAGAUGAUGGAGGCUCUCUUGUCUCCACACUCAACAAACUAAAGAUGAUGAUGAAAAAGGAGGAAGGCUAUGCUGGACAGGAACCUCAGUAUUAUCACUAUAUACCACCAGCACACUGCCGUGUGAAGCCUCAUUUUCAGUUCUUAUUGUUCAUGAAGGCAACCGAUCAGUGUCCAAGCAAAGAUGAGGAAGACGAGGAUGACUGCCCAGAGGAGAAGAACAGUGAGGACAUCGCUGAACAAACAGAGUCUAACAAUACAGAUUGUAAUAGCAACAACGAAGAAGUAAAUCCUCCUUCAGCUCCCGUCCCUGAGCUGCCAUCUCCAUCACCUAAAGAAAAAUCAGAGGAGAAGUCUGCAUGCGCAGUAGACAAAACUUCGACAGGACCUUCUUCACCCACACAAAAGACAGAGAACACGCAAGAUAUGCCGGAUUCCACCUUGGGUCCUAAAAUCCCCACAGGUCCCUUUUUCCCUGUUCUCAGCAAAGAUGAGAGUACUACCCUGCAGUGGCCCUCCGAGCUCCUUGAAUUUACAAAAGCUCAGCCCUCACUGUCUUACAGCUGUAAUCCGCUCUACUUUGACUUCAAGCUGUCCCGCAACAAAGGAGUCCGUGGAGGGAAAACGGCAAAGUCCCCCAAGGCUUGUAAAGAAUCUGAUGGCAAGGGACAAGAAAUGCUUGCUCCAGUAACUGAAGGAGCUAAAACUCCUCAACCUGAAACCAGUGCUGGGAAAGAUAAACCAGUGAUGAAGGGAGCGGUUGGACAAGCAGAAGGUGAUGAGCAAAAGCCUGUAGCUGGCAACAGUAGUACCAAGAAAAAGAAGAAAAAAAAGAAGCAUAAGAAGUCUGCAAAGCGCUCAAAACGCAAAGGAAAAGAAAAAGGGGCACUACAAGAUGUGGAGGGAGAGAAAGAAGCAACCCAAGAGAAAACCAAGAAGAAGAAAAAACACAAACGAAAGAAAAGCAAAAACAAGGUCCCAGACCAAAACGAGGUAACGCGUGAGGAAAAAGAAAAGGCCAAACGAAAGUCUGAAGAAAAAUCGGUUGCUUCCUCUGUGCAGAUGGUAACUGCUGUGUCAGCAGAUACAGGAACUAUAGGAGUUGAACCAGGGAAGAGAAAACGUGCCAAGGAAGUGCCUUUUAAAACUGGAGUAGAUGGAGGUGGUGUUGGUAAAACUUGUGACAAAGCCAACUCUUCAGAGGAGCACAUUAGCACUAAGAGACAAAAGACUGACUCCAGUGCACCUCAGAGUGCCUCAUGCUCCACCUCAGCCCAAAAGAGUAGUGGUCCUGGUAGACCUCCCAGCAGUGAAAGUGAAGAAGAAGGGGGCUCCAAUACUCAACGUUCGCGCCACCACAGGUCAAGCCCACGGGAAGAGCGGCGACACCACAGUGAGGACUCAGGGCGAUCGUGCAGCAAUUCAUCAAGGAGGGGAGAAAGGCGAGAGAGUAGUCGCCGCCACCACCGCCGUGGCCAAACGUCCCGAAGCCAUUCUUACUCCAGUAGCUCUGAACGUUCCUCAGCAGGUAGCAGUGCUUACAGCCACCGUAGCCACAGCUACUCUGAUAGCUACAGCGACUACAGUCCAGAGGGUCGCAGACGGAGGCACUCCAAACAUUCAUCAGACUCUGAGUAUGAGCGGAGGGAUAGCCGAGGACAUAGACGACCCAGAAGACAUCGAUACUCCACUUCCUCCUCAGAAGACUCCCGUUCACGCUCCCGUAGCUACAGCCGCAGGAAGAAACACAGACGCCACCAUCGGAGUAGCUCCAGAAGUUCAAGUAGCUGGAGCCGCAGCACCAGUGCAAGAUCAUGGAGACGCAGCUACAGUCGUAGCCAUAGCUCUGCGAGCUAUUCCUCCAGUUCGACCAAAGGCUCAGCUCACCGACGAAGUCUCAGGAGUCGAGGGGAUGGUGACGCACAAGGCCGAGACUUUAACCGCUCACGCAUCUACCGCUCACAGUCUCCACGCUCUAAUGCAUUACGCGGCCUGAACAGAACCUCACAUUCAACUAGCUCACAGGCUCAAAGGCCAGGGGGCAUUCGGGAUCCUGGGGAACAAAAAAACAUCCUCACUGCUCGCCAACUUCUGGAGAAGGUUCAGUCUAAAAAAGGAUCAGAUGACACUUCCACAGGGGCAAAAUCUGGGAUUAAGAUUAAGGACCCACCACAGGGCUACUUUGGUCCCAAACUACCCCCUACCCUUGGAAACAAAUCUAUGCUGCCACUUUUUGGUAAACUGCAAACAGGUAAGAAAACACCAAUAAUUCCCCUGACCAGACCUGAUGAUGGUGAGAAAUCAGGAGGAAAGGGCACUGAGGCUGAAAGAGAGGUUAUCUUGGUAGAGCCAAUAAGGGAGUUCCCACCUCCUCCCCCACCUCCAGCUCCUCCAGUUCAGAAGGUUGAAGAGAUCCCACAGAGCACAGUGGUACAGGAAGAAACACAGCACCCCAUCACGGAGGUGCACCAGGAAUCCCGUGUGCUGUUUGAGCAAGAGCCUUCAGUGAUGGCUGCCCAGUAUCAAGGAGAGACGGGACAUGUUCCUUCUCAGAAUCCUGUGAUGGAGUCACUUAUGCCUGAAAUGCAACAACAGCAGCAGCCUCAGAUGCAUGCGUAUCCCGCGUACCCACCACCCACUUUGGAGGAAGAUGGCAUUGAGGCUGAGGAGGAUGGACUGGCCCCUUUGGAAAGUCAGCCCAUUACAUUCACACCAGAGGAGAUGGAGAAAUACAGCAAACUGCAACAGGCUGCUCAACAGCACAUCCAGCAGCAGCUCUUGGCCAAACAGGUCAAGACAUUCCCCUCGGCAGCUGCCGCGGCAGCAGCGGCUGCAGCUGCGGCCAGUCUGGCCCCGGCCCCCCCUCCCCCAACACUGCAGCAGAUCCACAUCCAGCAGCCCACUGUCUCCAUGGCCUCUGGGACUUCAAUCACUACAGUGCAGCAUGCUAUUCUGCAGCACCACGCUGCCACCGCUGCAGCCAUGGGCCUUCACCCAGCACAUCCCCACCACCCACACCCUGCCCAUGCCCAGUUGGCCCAGGUACAUCACAUUCCCCAACACCACCUUACUCCCAUCUCCUUGUCUCCCCUCGGCCCUUCACUUGGACAUUCUCUAGGACACUCACUGGGGCAUGCAGGGUUGAUUCCUGCGCACCCUACAGCCUUUCUCUCCGGUCAGCCCAUACACAUUAUCCCAGCUUCUGCACUUCACCAUACACCCUUGGCUCUCCACCACGUCCCACACGCUGCCCUUUACCCAACACUUUUUGCACCCCGGCCCUCGCAGGCCGCUGCUGCAGCAGCUCUGCAACUCCAUCCCCUUCUACACCCAAUUUUCUCAGGACAGGACCUUCAGCACCCGCCGAACCAUGGCUCCUGAGGAAUGAUGCAGGUGAAGGUGUAUACGCACAGCAACCCUCCACUGGAGAAGAGACCCAAAUUGAACUGUCUUUAGUUUAGGAUUUUAGAUACUGGUUUUGUGCAGAAGUGUGAAGCAUUUGACUGGCCUACACAGUGCAAGUUGUAGCCACAAAGUGGUACUGCCUGUACUAAAUUUAAAUGACAGUUUUAUUCUGGAUAUUGUUUUCUUUCCUACAAUUUGCCCUUAUUUUUUCUAAUAUGUGGUUAAUAUUUACAAACUUUCAAGACUUUGAAACUUUAUCAGUAG